Arachis ipaensis is the source of this 1759-nucleotide messenger RNA. Its product is annotated as putative WRKY transcription factor 31. Gene Ontology annotation, biological process: regulation of DNA-templated transcription. The record is from RefSeq and is a predicted model, not a curated record. Lineage: Eukaryota; Viridiplantae; Streptophyta; Magnoliopsida; Fabales; Fabaceae. Gene Ontology annotation, molecular function: sequence-specific DNA binding; DNA-binding transcription factor activity.
AUGCCGAGUCCAUUGUCUUAUUUACUCUCUAUAAACACAAACAUUGGCAGUAAUAGCCCUGUUAUUCUCAACUCUUUUCCUCAAGACAAGUGGAAUCAUGAAAGCGCCACCACCACCGCCUCUUUUCAACAAGUCAACCUUUCGAAUCACGAUCAUCAUCACAACACGAGACAAGAGUUAGACUUCUUCGUCACUCAUCACAACGACGACAACCGUAUCGCCUCUUCUUCUUUCCCUGCCGCCGACCACGAUAACAAUCAUCGUCAUUCCUUGGAAUUCAAAGUAAACACUGGUCUGAAUCUUCUCACUACCAGCACUACGGAGGACGAUCACGUAAAUUUGCAAGACAGAAGAACUAAACUUGAGGAGGUAGGUGUAAUUGAAGCGGAGAUAGAGCGAGUGAAGGAGGAGAAUGAAAGGAUAAGGGAGAUGAUUGAUGAGGCAAACAGUCAUUACAGUGCGCUUCAGAUGCACCACAUGAAUCUCAUGAACAAGAGCAGUGACGAUGAAAGAGUAUUGGUUCCAAGGCAGUUUAUGGAUCUAGGCUUAGCAACAAAUUCGCACAAUUGUUCAUCAUCACGAUCAAGAUCAAAAUCACCAUCAGGGAAUAGUAGUGGUGGUGAUGGAGAGAAGAAGAGAAUGAAAAGAGAAGAAAGCCCGAUGAGGGAAGAAGAAGCAAACAAAAUAGAGAGGUCAAGUAGUCCAGCAAAACAUAAUCUUGACCAAGCUCACGAGGCCACUAUGAGGAAAGCUAGAGUUUCUGUUAGAGCCAGAUCAGAGGCACCUAUGAUAACUGAUGGGUGUCAAUGGCGAAAGUAUGGACAGAAGAUGGCUAAAGGAAACCCAUGCCCUCGAGCUUAUUAUCGUUGCACCAUGGCUUCCGGUUGUCCAGUUAGGAAACAGGUGCAAAGGUGUGCAGAGGAUAGAACAGUGUUAGUGACAACAUAUGAAGGGAAGCACAACCACCCUUUGCCACCGGCAGCAAUGGCUAUGGCGCAAACAACUUCCUCAGCCGCAACAAUGCUUCUUUCUGGUUCAUCAAUGUCAACCAAUGACAACACCACCCUAAUCAACAAUGCAACAAACUUCUUAGCAACAACACUUCUUCCAUCUUCUUCAUCAUCAUCAUCAGCUGCUACUUCAACCAUGGCAACAAUCUCAGCUUCAGCACCAUUCCCAACUAUCACAUUGGACCUUACUCAUGAUGACUCCCCCAUCAACAACAACAACAACCACCCUUUUCAGUUCCCAAUAAGGCCUAGUACAAUUCCACAAAUACCCUUCAACAUAUUUGGUGGUAAUAGUAGUAAUAAUAAUAGCAAUAACCAAUCAAAGUUUUGUGGUCUACAAAUGCCUAAUAAUAAUAAUAAAGAUCAUAGUAAUAGUAGUAGUAGUAGUAACAAUCUUGUUGAUACAGUUGGUGCUGCAAUUGCAUCUGAUCCAAACUUCACUGCUGCUUUGGUAUCAGCUCUUAGCUCCUUUAUUAGUGCUGCUGCUCCUACUCAACAAAACAACAUUAGCAAUAGCAAUGACAAUGGCAAUGGCACACUCAACAACAAUAGCUAGCUACCAAUGGUGGAACCAAUCAUUAUUAGUUGAUCCCUUUUAAAAAGUUUUUAUUUUUUAUUUUUUUAUUUUAUUCUAAUUUGGCUGGUUAUUUAUGACCGCACCGUUUUUUUUAUUAGUUUUUAUUCUCAUUUAUUUGAGGAACUUGCUUAGGGCAUUAAACUUUAAACUAUAUAUUACUAUUUGACAAUUA